AUGUCGACCUCUUCCGGGACUCCUGAAUCAUGGAUCUCGUCCUUCUGCUCCCUCCUCGGCCACGAAUAUUUUGCCGAGGUAUCCGAAGAGUUUAUCGAGGAUGACUUCAACCUCACCGGUCUUCAAAACCAGGUGGCAAUGUAUAAAGAGGCACUAGAGAUGAUUCUUGAUGUAGAACCCGAGGACGAUGAAGAAGACGAGGACGAGGACGAGGAAGACGAGGAAGACGUGUCCGGAGACGGCCGGGAUAUGAUGGGCGGGCAGGCGCAUGGCGGGAGGAGGCAUCACAGCCGCGUCGCCAGCGACCUUUCAGUUAUUGAGUCAUCAGCUGAGAUUCUCUACGGUCUUAUCCAUCAGCGAUUUAUCUGCUCGAGGGCCGGCAUCCAACAAAUGUCGGAGAAGUACGAGCUGGGCCAUUUCGGCAUGUGCCCCCGGACGAAUUGCAACCAGACCAGGACGCUGCCUGUCGGCCUGUCAGAUAUACCCGGCGAAGACACGGUCAAACUCUUCUGCCCCUCCUGCCUCGACGUCUACGUUCCGCCCAACAGCCGUUUCCAGACGGUGGAUGGCGCCUUCUUUGGCCGCACCUUUGGCGCCCUCUUCCUUCUUACCUUCCCCGAGUACGACCUGACCAAGACUGGUGCCGAGACGGCCGCCAACCUGCCCCGGACAACGGAUGAGCACGCCAUGAUCAACGGGGUGUACGCACGAAACAUCGCACCAGGGCUUGGCCGCGGCAAGAUAUAUGAACCCAGAAUUUACGGUUUUAAGGUGUCCGAGAUGGCGCGUUCCGGACCGCGCAUGCAAUGGCUGCGCAGCAAACCCGACGACCUCAGCGUGCUAGACGAGGCUCGCCGUUUCGCCGAAGAGCACGGUGACUCCGACGACGAUGACGAGAGUAUGAGCAUGAACGGAAGGCCCAUAGCGAGGAGACGGCCGCCUGGGAACGCGAAGCUGAGACAGAGGCAGGCCCAGAAUGGGAGUCCAAUGGCUGUCGAGGCCAACGGAGCGGAUUCAGAGCUUUAG
Molecule: messenger RNA, 1026 nt
Organism: Canariomyces notabilis
Lineage: Eukaryota; Fungi; Ascomycota; Sordariomycetes; Sordariales; Chaetomiaceae
Exons: 2
Coding region: 1-1026 (341 amino acids)
Biological process (GO): regulation of transcription by RNA polymerase III
Cellular component (GO): UTP-C complex; cytoplasm; protein kinase CK2 complex
Molecular function (GO): protein kinase regulator activity
Source: RefSeq, a predicted model, not a curated record